Ilyonectria robusta is the source of this 867-nucleotide messenger RNA. RefSeq lists its product as uncharacterized. Lineage: Eukaryota; Fungi; Ascomycota; Sordariomycetes; Hypocreales; Nectriaceae. The record is from RefSeq and is a predicted model, not a curated record. Bases 1 to 867 code for a protein of 288 amino acids. The transcript has 2 exons.
AUGGGUGGCAUGGCCAACAUCAUGCGUUCGCAGUUUGUAUCGCUUCCCUAUCCGACCAAGAAAUUCACCGGCCAGACCAUCCUGGUGACGGGAUCCAAUGUCGGCCUCGGCCUCGAAGCCGCUCGGCAUUUCGUGCAGCUAGACGCUGCCCGCGUCAUCCUCGCCGUGCGAACCAUCAACAAGGGCAAGGCCGCGGCAGCCUCCAUCGAGGAGACAACUGGCCGCAAAGGCGUCGUCGAGGUGUGGGAGCUUGACCUGUGCAGGUACGACUCGGUCAAACUGUUCGCCAGCCGCGUCGACACGGUGAGCCGGCUAGACGUCGUCUUGGCCAACGCCGGCAUCAUGGCCAAAGCCUUCAAGAGGGUCGAGGAUAACGAGAGCCAGAUUACCGUCAAUGUUGUCAGCACCAUGCUUCUCGGCAUCAUGGUGCUGCCCAAGCUGAGGGCCUCGGCGCUGGAGCACGGCAAGCACGGCGUGCUAUCCUUUACUGGCUCGUUUGUGCACCAUGUCACCGAGUUCCCAGAGCGCAACGCUCCCAACAUCUUCGAAGAGCUAGCAAACGAAGCCAAGGCGAGGAUGGCUGACCGGUAUAAUGUCUCCAAAAUGAUACAGCUUCUCGCAGUCCGCGAACUCGCGAACAAGGUGACUGAGUCAAGUAAAGCUGGUCAAGUGGUUGUCUCCAUCCUCAACCCGGGCUGGGUGAGGACCAACAUGGGCGCCGGCGAAAAGGCGGGACUAUUCGCGGCCUUUGGCCGGAGGUUCAUUGCUAGAGAUGCCGAGGUGGGCAGCCGGACCCUGGUCCAUGCUGCCGAGGGAGCCCCGGAGACUCAUGGGCAGUAUCUUUCCGACUGCAAGCUUGGAGAGUAA